AGCUGGUGAAAACCACCCCCGAACCCCCACCGGUGCUCCCGACCACCACCCCGGAGCCCACUGGCUUCCAGCCCCGGAUCCUGCGGAGGCUGGCGGCCGGCCCCACGCCUUGUGAAGGGGACAUCGAGGUGUUCCACAAGGGCCGGUGGCAGGUACUGUGUGACAACCGGGAGCAGCAAGCCAAGUGGGGCACGCAGCUGUGCCAGGAGCUGCGGUGUGGGAACCUCUCCUCCAGUGCCGAGGUUCGGGACCCUCCUUCCAUGGGUGUCACCUGUGCAGUCCCCACCCUGCAUCUCUGCCCCGACAACUUCGUGGCUCCCCGGACCUGCUCCAGGACCAGAGUUGUGUUCUCCUUCCACCGCAACAGCACCGUCACCCUGAGGCCGCGGGUGGAUGGGCAGCAGGCACAGGGUGGGGACAACGACUACGCUCAGCCACCUCAGAAGAGCUCCUACCUCUUGGCUUACCCAGCCCUGCAAGGUGCGUGCAGAGCUUCCAACCCUCCGGACAAUUCUUCCGACAGCGACUACGACCUGAACUCUGCCCGCAGAGUGUGA
Molecule: messenger RNA, 557 nt
Organism: Tauraco erythrolophus (red-crested turaco)
Lineage: Eukaryota; Metazoa; Chordata; Aves; Musophagiformes; Musophagidae
Source: RefSeq, a predicted model, not a curated record